AACGGAAUCCCGAGAAUGCCCCUGGACCCCGACAACUCGCCGCCGCCGCCGCCGCCGCACCGUGACUGGUUCUUCCCGCCGGCGCCGCCAUUCCUCCCCUCCUCCUCCUCCCGGACCCUCGCUCACAGGGCCCCCUUCCCCACCACCUCCCGCUCCUACAAGCCCUACUCCCUCGCCGACCGUCGCCCGCCCCCGACCCCGCGCUCCCGCUCCCGCUCCCCGCACCCCUCGCCGGAGCAGCCCUCCCCGCCGCCCCCGUCCGCGCCGCGCCGCCGAGACCCACGGUACGCUGGCGUGCGCCGCGGGGAUGCACGGACGGCCCCCACCGCCGCGGCGCCCGCGGCUGCCCCGCCGGUGCCCGAGAGCAAAUCGCCGCCGGCGUCGGCGGCCACCCUCCGGUGGUCGGGCCUGGUCUCCGCGGCGGCCAUUCUGCUCUGCUUCGCCUCCCUCCUCCGCACGAACUUCUCCCUGCACGACCAGGUCCACCAUCUGCGGGGACAGCUCGCCGCGGCCACGGCGAAGCUGCAGUCAUGCAUCGUCGUCAUGGACUCCUCGCUGGACAUGAGCAGCAUGUUCUCCUACGACUCCUCCUCCUCCUCCUCCUCCUCCGUGCCGAGCAGGAGCCUGAAGAACUUCGCCCUGCUGCUCUCGCUCUCCGCCCUGUACGCGCCGAUCGUGGUCCUCAAGUACAUAGACCUGCUGUCCAAGCUGAGGAGGCCGCAGGACUCCGAGGAGGUCGCCAUCAACAAGCGGCUGGCGUACAGGGUCGAUAUAUUCCUGUCGCUCCACCCGUACGCUAAACCCCUGGUCCUGCUCGUCGCUACGCUGUUGCUUAUUGGCCUCGGUGGAUUGGCUCUUUACGGUGUCACUGAAGAUAGCCUGUCAGAUUGCCUCUGGUUGUCGUGGACCUUUGUCGCCGACGCGGGCAACCAUGCGAAUGCGGAGGGGUUUGGACCCAAGUUGGUUUCGGUUUCCAUCAGUAUUGGUGGGAUGUUGAUCUUUGCCAUGAUGCUUGGGCUUGUGACCGAUUCCAUCUCGGAGAAGUUUGACUCUUUGAGGAAAGGAAGGAGCGAGGUCAUAGAGCAGAGCCACACCCUGAUCCUUGGGUGGAGCGACAAGCUGGGAUCUUUACUGAACCAAAUUUCUAUUGCUAAUGAAAGUCUGGGAGGAGGGACUAUUGUAGUGAUGGCCGAGAGAGACAAAGAGGAAAUGGAAGCAGAUAUUGCUAAAAUGGAGUUUGACUUGAAAGGAACAGCUGUAAUAUGCCGAAGUGGAAGCCCUCUGAUUUUGGCUGACUUAAAAAAGGUCUCAGUUUCUAAGGCGCGUGCAAUUGUGGUUUUAGCUGUAGAAGGAAAUGCUGACCAGAGUGAUGCCCGAGCACUGCGAAUAGUCUUGAGUUUAACUGGAGUUAAAGAAGGACUAAGAGGUCACAUUGUCGUUGAGCUUAGUGAUCUUGACAAUGAAGUUCUAGUUAAACUUGUUGGUGGAGACCUUGUGGAAACUGUUGUCGCACAUGAUGUGAUAGGUCGAUUGAUGAUACAAUGUGCGCGUCAGCCGGGCCUUGCUCAGAUAUGGGAAGAUAUCCUUGGCUUCGAGAACUGUGAGUUCUACAUUAAAAGAUGGCCUCAGUUGGUCGGAAUGCAAUUUGAAGAUGUGCUGAUUAGCUUUCCUGAUGCUGUUCCAUGUGGAGUAAAGAUGGCAGCUUACGGGGGCAAAAUUAUUUUAAAUCCUGAUGAUUGUUAUGUCAUGCAAGAAGGUGAUGAGGUGAUAGUAAUUGCAGAAGACGAUGAUACGUAUGCCCCGGCACCAUUACCCAAGGUUAAAGAAGCUGUUUACAUAGACAUUGUUCGCCAUGAAAGAUACCCUCAGAAGAUUCUUCUUUGUGGAAUGCGACGGGAUAUAGAUGAUAUGAUUGUGGUACUGGAUGCUUUCCUAGCCCCAGGGUCAGAGUUGUGGAUGUUCAAUGAUGUCCCUGAAAUAGACCGAGAAAGAAAGCUAAUUGAAGGAGGUCUGGACUUCAGUCGUCUAGAAAAUAUUACGUUGGUUCAUCGUGAAGGAAAUGCUGUCAUUCGCCGUCACUUGGAGAGCCUCCCUUUAGAAUCAUUUGAUUCUAUAUUGAUUUUGGCAGAUGAAUCUGUGGAAGAUUCAGCAAUACAAGCUGAUUCGAGGUCUCUUGCAACGCUAUUGCUGAUCAGAGAUAUUCAGGCAAAACGACUUCCAUACAAGGAAGCUUUCCGAGGAGAAAGCUUCUCAGAAGGUUCUUGGAUGGGGGAGAUGCUACAAGCAUCUGAUAAAUCUGUCAUAAUCAGUGAAAUACUGGACCCUAGGACAAAAAAUUUACUAGCCAUGUCAAAGAUCAGCGACUAUGUUCUUUCAAAUGAACUUGUGAGCAUGGCACUGGCGAUGGUUGCAGAAGACCGGCAAAUAAAUUACGUCUUAGAGGAGCUCUUUGCUGAAGAGGGGAAUGAACUGCAAAUACGACAAUCUGAGCUGUACCUCCGAGAAGACGAGGAGCUGAAUUUCUUUGAGGUGAUGCUACGAGCAAGGCAGAGGAAAGAGGUUGUCAUCGGGUACCGUCUCGAGGAUGCCGAGCGUGCCAUAAUCAACCCGCCGGACAAAGUCUCGAGGCGGAGGUGGUCACGUAAGGAUGCUUUUGUUGCCAUAGCUGAGAAAGAAUGACGUACGAUCAUAGAUUACAUGAAAAUACACGCCUCACCAACAUUAGCAGCAGAUUGCUGUGGGGUGCCACCGUGUACGUCUGCAAGAAGAAGCACUAAGCGUGAGGGAGCAAAGUAUGAAGAAGAUAGUAGGAUCAAUCUAGGGUCUAGAUACACCACCAGGCUACCUUCGCACAUAGGUUCAGUUUACUGUAUAUUCUGUCUGAGAAACUUCUGGCAGCCCCAGUGGAGGCUAUAUAGAGAUCAACCUUCCUUCGGGGUCUAGGCUCUUUAGGCUGUUGUACAGGCAGGCUAUAGUGUUCAUUAAACGGAGCAGCUGUAAUACCAAGUGUAACUUUUCCUUUUUUGCAAAUUGGAAGUGUACAUGUGAGAAACAAGAAGCCUUUGUAGUCUGGAAGAUGCAUUUUUUUUAAGAAACUGUUUUUCAUUAAGAUUUA
Messenger RNA from Lolium rigidum, 3115 nucleotides. Its product is annotated as probable ion channel CASTOR. The record is from RefSeq and is a predicted model, not a curated record. The transcript is spliced from 12 exons. The coding region runs from base 16 to 2679 and encodes 887 amino acids. Gene Ontology annotation, biological process: monoatomic ion transport. NCBI's taxonomy places the organism in Eukaryota, Viridiplantae, Streptophyta, Magnoliopsida, Poales, Poaceae.